Podospora pseudocomata is the source of this 791-nucleotide messenger RNA. RefSeq lists its product as uncharacterized. NCBI's taxonomy places the organism in Eukaryota, Fungi, Ascomycota, Sordariomycetes, Sordariales, Podosporaceae. The transcript has 2 exons. The record is from RefSeq and is a predicted model, not a curated record. The coding region runs from base 516 to 791 and encodes 91 amino acids.
CGCCGGUUAUUUCUCAAUGGCAGGAGGAAGGGGCUUUAUUUCAGGCGCAUGGAAAGGUACCUUACUUGUCACCAAGAUAUUGCCAAUAAAUAACACGCUCAAGCAGACCAACAAUCACCAUCUCUCUUCUUUUGCUCUUUUCGUUCUUAACGUCCAUGAUUGGCAAGCCACCCCCGCACAGUCAGUCGACGACAUCACCUGCUGUAAACCCCCUCUCCUGCUAACAUCGCCGCCAUUUCGGCCUUCUCAUGCCUCCAACUCACCGAGUUCUCAGGCCUGUCUCGACCGACAUUCAUGUACCGAUUGAUCUCCCCAUAAAUAUUGUACGUGACACAAUGAUCGCAAUGAUGGUUCCUCAGCAAGUCUGCAUGAGAUGCGCAGUGUGCACAGCAGUUUACCCCCAAUACUUUCCGCAGCUUUCCAGAUGCACCACUUUGAAGCGGCACCAAUCUAUUCACCUCCCAGUGCCAACAGUGACAGCACAACAUAUGAGUAUCGAUAUGACGACCUGGUAGAUGGUUGAUACCCGAAAUGGUCUCGAUUGGCUGACGGUGGUGGUUGUAAAGGAUGGUUGUGGUAGUGGUAAAGUAUCCACUGGAUCAUACAUGACAAGAUGUACCGACUGGUCUUUGGAAGGGAUCGGUGUAGCGGGCCUCCUGCCAUUGAUACAACACCAGGUUGUUGGCCUGCAAUGGGCAGAUAUGACUCCACCACAUGGGGAUGACAUCGACUUUGAGAUGGGGUGCGCCCCUGACACUUCCCUGGGGUUCCUCAUGUUGAGGAUGAUUUGA